CAAACACUCUCUCCCCUCCCCCACGUUUGUAUCUUUUGUUCUUUUCCUGAGUCUCAACUUCGUCCACGCCCCUCCCUCACUCCUCACCCCCCUUUUCAGGGCUGGGGAAGGAGAUCCUGAGCUUGGGGAUGACUGGUUUAGGGCUGGAGGAGGGAAGGUGUGCACCAGUGCAUGGCUUCUUCUUGGUGCUUGUUGACGGAAAAAUUGAGGCCCGAAGUGACUAAACCCCUCCGGAGGCAGGAGUCGUGGUGGUGAAGUCAUGUCUGAUGAUGGCUCUGAGGAAUAUGAGGAAGAGGAGAAAUUGCCUUAUCUCGGGGAAUAUGAAGGAGAACGUAAUGAGGAAGGUGAACGACAUGGAUUUGGAAAAGCAAUAUUGCCCAAUGGGGAUAAAUAUGAAGGACAAUAUGAACAUGGUAAAAGACAUGGUCAGGGGACCUACAGGUUUAAGAAUGGUUCUCGAUACAUUGGAGAAUACAAAGAAAAUAAAAAACAUGGUCAAGGCACUUUUUUCUAUGCAGAUGGAUCACAAUAUGAAGGAGAAUGGGUAAAUGAUGAAAAGCAUGGCUUUGGAGUUUAUCACUAUCCAAAUAAUGAUACAUAUACAGGGGAAUGGUUUGCUGGCCAAAGGCAUGGGCAAGGAACUUACAUCUAUGCUGAGACUGGCUCUAAGUAUGUUGGUACUUGGGUAAAUGGAAAACAAGAGGGAGCGGCAGAACUCAUUCACAUAAACCAUAAAUACCAGGGCAAGUUCAUGGGAAAAAAUCCAGUGGGCCCUGGAAAGUAUGUUUUUGAUAUUGGAUGUGAGCAGCAUGGUGAAUAUGAACUUAAAGAAACGGAAGAAGAGGAAGAGGGGGAGGAAGAGGAAGCUGUAAAACCUGUUGUUCCAGUAUGGAAAGCUAAAAAAAUUACUCCAUUAACCCUCUAUACACCAUCUUUUGCUGAAGAACCACCACAAUCUGACAUAGCACCAGCACAAGAAGGGCCCCAAACAUCUGGAGUUGGUGAAGAAGUUAUUGCUCAACCUCUUCCUGAUAAUUCAGAAGUAGACAAACUUGAUGCAGAAAAGAAAACAAGCGAAGAUCCAGAAAGCCUUAAGAAUGAAGACAUAAGCCAAGUAAGUGCUGAAGAGGAAGAAAAAGAAAGACAAUCAAGAUCACCAAGUUAAAAUGAAUAGACCAAAAGAAAAGGAGAUUGUGUGCCAGGUUUCUAAUAUAAUAAUCUUAUUUUACAUAGUUUGCUAAAUUAGUUUAAAUAAGCCAAUAAACACUUUAAUGAUCAGUUAUUUAAGAAAUUCCUUGUUGCACAUUCUUUGAACUAAAAGCCCCUGGAUUAUCUUUAGUAUACUGGAUAUAGUAGCAAACUUGGAAUCAGGAAGACAUGAGUUCAAAUGCUGCCCCUUAUACCCACAAUGAAUUACACUUCCUGGGACUACUUGCCCUUGCACUCACAGGCCAAGUGCUCAGGGGGCACCUGACUUCUACAACUCAUUGUUCUAGGGAUAAGUAAC
Messenger RNA from Dromiciops gliroides (monito del monte), 1507 nucleotides. RefSeq names its product radial spoke head 1 homolog. Gene Ontology annotation, biological process: axoneme assembly; spermatid development. Gene Ontology annotation, cellular component: motile cilium; nucleus. Bases 260 to 1165 code for a protein of 301 amino acids. Lineage: Eukaryota; Metazoa; Chordata; Mammalia; Microbiotheria; Microbiotheriidae. The record is from RefSeq and is a predicted model, not a curated record. The transcript is spliced from 9 exons.